AUGGUGGCCAUGUUCAUGAGAAAUAAGCCCCUGGCCUGGUCGUCUCUUUUGCUCGCUGUGCAGAGCUACCUGAAUGAACCGUUGAUCAAAGCUCCAAACGAUGAUGCCCAGCCAGCAAUUUUCAAGAUUGUGUUUGCGGUUAUUGGUGUGCUGAUCAGUUAUAUGGACCUUGUUUUCCCUAACACCAAUCCGCAGGCUCGGGUCCAAACACCUGCACCUACCGAAAAUUAG
This is a messenger RNA of Ogataea haglerorum, 231 nucleotides long. RefSeq lists its product as uncharacterized. Gene Ontology annotation, biological process: protein insertion into ER membrane. Gene Ontology annotation, cellular component: endoplasmic reticulum membrane. The coding region runs from base 1 to 231 and encodes 76 amino acids. The transcript has a single exon. NCBI's taxonomy places the organism in Eukaryota, Fungi, Ascomycota, Pichiomycetes, Pichiales, Pichiaceae. Gene Ontology annotation, molecular function: protein folding chaperone. The record is from RefSeq and is a predicted model, not a curated record.